Penaeus chinensis is the source of this 792-nucleotide messenger RNA. Its product is annotated as protein tramtrack, beta isoform-like. Gene Ontology annotation, molecular function: protein binding. The coding region runs from base 1 to 792 and encodes 263 amino acids. The transcript has a single exon. Gene Ontology annotation, cellular component: nucleus. The record is from RefSeq and is a predicted model, not a curated record. Lineage: Eukaryota; Metazoa; Arthropoda; Malacostraca; Decapoda; Penaeidae. Gene Ontology annotation, biological process: regulation of transcription by RNA polymerase II.
AUGUUCUCCACUGAUAAGGUCAAGCUGAGAUGGUCCGACCAUUCCUCUUUCUUCGCCGCGGGUUUGGCUCCCUUGUUAGAAAAUGAAGCCUUCCAUGAUGUCUGUAUUGCCUGCUGUGACGGGACCACCCUAGGGGCAAAUCGCCUGGUCCUCUCCGUCUGCAGUCACUUCUUCAGACAGACUCUCACCCUGUGUAAAGAAAUGCGUCCCACGAUCUUGCUGCCGGAGACGAAUGCGGAGGACAUGGCAGCUUUGCUAGAAUUCAUGUACAAAGGAGAAGCUUAUGUCACGGAGGACCGCGUACCACACCUCUUGAUAGCGGCGAGAAAGCUACAGAUCAAUGGUCUCGGGGGUGAAUCUCCUCCUCCUCAAACUAAUAUUCCAGUAGAACCCGAUAUGACGCCUCAGCCAGUUGCUAAUAAUCAAAUAGACGGCGAAAGAUAUUCAACUCCAACCCACACUCAACUACGUUUGACUCCUGGCCUUCUGUCACCUCAGCAACAUCAGUCGGAAUCAACUUCAACCCCAGUUUCUACAAGAUCUUCAAGAUCGUCAGCAAAAUCGUCUAGUCAAGACAAGGUGGAAUGUGAAACGUGCCACCGGCUAAUAUUCUCCACCAGCAUGUACCAACAUAAGCGAUACCACCACGGCCCACUUCGGGACCCUGCCAGCUGCUGUGGCCAGACGUUCAUCACUCGCUGGGAUCUGAACGUGCAUCGGAAGACCUCUCCAAAUCACAACGAAGUGCUGCCCGAGGCUGUCAGCAGUCCUGAAGGACCUGGGCAGGAAUGA